GACGGUGACAAGUUCGUAUUUUCGAAUUCAUUGUUCACGGCUAACUAUGUGAUUCGAAAUUAACAGCAUAUACGAUGGUGAAAUCAGAAUCGACUCGAGAGACGUAGCUGAAUACUAAGUACCAGAUGUUUCAGCUAAUAAUGCGAGAUGUUUUGAAUGGAAAUACAUGUUGAUUUUCAUCGCAUGCUGAUAGAAAUAUCAAGACACUUAAACUACCGUAAAACAGAACCUUGGUACUACAUUCCAAUUAUGAACAUGACCUUCAGUUUCUUCAAACUUCACAGUACAACCUUGCUACAAAGCGUAAACGGAGCUAUGCAGCGAUCAUCUCAAUAUCGGGGAAGAAAGCCGGUUUGUGCAUCUGCUUUACCAUGGUUGCCGUCAGGGUGGCUGAUAUGAGAAUUAAAGAGAUGGAGAGAGAGAGAGAGAGAGAGAGAGAGAGAGAGAGAAGCUAGCCUCCAAAGAUCGCGCAUUAUCGAUCAAAGCACUGCUUGAAACAGAAGUGGAAACAAGUAACCGCGAUUGUGUUGAAACUCGUAACGACAUGGAUCUACGAACGAACUACAUCAGAAUCAGUUUAAUUUUUUGUGUUCUGUUGAUUUAUAAAGUUCACGGUAGUCUGCGACCUAUUAGUCCGUUUAAAGAGGAUGUACACUCGGCUAUGUUUCCUAAUGAAAGGCUUUCAUUGGACGAUUGCCACCUGCGAUAUUACAAGUAUGGCGAUCGGAAUCUCGUUGCACCUGCAUUCGGAAAACCGGCAUAUCUAAGGGAAUUCGCACAUAUGGCUGCCAUCGGUUGGACUCAAUCGGAUGGCAGUGUUGACUGGAAAUGUGGAGGAUCUUUGAUCCUGGAGAAUUACGUUUUAACAGCAGCUCACUGCACGCAGGAUAAUGGAUCCGCUCCGGAUGUGGCACGCUUCGGAGAUAUCAAUUUAUUCAGUGACAAGGAUGAUAAGUAUGCUCAACAGCUCAGGAUUGUGGAAGUGAUCAGACAUCCUCAAUACAAGUUUGCUUUUUCCUACGACGACAUUGCACUACUGAGGCUGGACAAAAACGUGACCUUGCACGAUACCGUUGCGCCGGCUUGCCUUUGGAUCGAUGAAGACGUGCGAUUCCCUACGAUGGAAGCUACUGGGUGGGGUGACACCGGUUUUGCAUUGGAACGCACUCCAUCGCUGCUAAAAGUUACAUUGAAACCAAUAACGAAUGAAAAGUGUAGUGAGUAUUAUUCUAGCGCCAACCGCAAACUGCGCGACGGUCUCAGGGCUACCCAGAUAUGCGCAGGAGACGAACGAAUGGAUACUUGUCCGGGCGAUUCCGGUGGACCACUUCAAAUGAAAUUACUGCACAAUGGAAAAAUUUCACCGUUUAUCGUUGGCAUAACUUCAUUCGGUGUAGCAUGCGGAAUAUCCACACCCGGAGUGUACACGCGGGUUUCGUCCUAUUACCAAUGGAUUCUGGAAACAAUUCAAAGCAAGGAGAACCAUGUUCGCUAUUGGAGUCUUGAGCCAAUUAGCUGCGCUCUUCGCUAUGUUAAUCUACGGGAGUAUGAGGAUGAUGUUAUAGUCAGCAAAACAGAAGAUUACACUACCUAUGACUCCAGUAAGGCGCACAUGCGAAUGGCAGGAGGCGAUCUCAACCACAAGGUUGAUAUUGGCUGGAAGGAUGGAUACAUCCGCCGAGAGAAUUGUAGUGGAACGAUAAUUGACGAUGAUACCGUGCUAACAUUAGCUGAAUGUACUUCUCAUUACGGAGUUCCACCAUCGCAUGUAGUCUUCAACGCUUAUCAGGAGAACUUCGAAAUUUCAGAGAUUCACGUACAUCCACAAUACAGAGAAAACUCACUGUAUAACAAUAUAGCCGUUCUAAAGCUGAAAUAUCGAGCGAUUUUCACGCGCGCUGUUAAGCCAGCCUGCAUUUGGCAUUCGCAAGACAUUCCCGAUCCUCAGGUCGAAGUGCCUGGCAUCGGUCGUACCGACAUAAACGAAUUUUAUCAAUACGGAAGCUAUGAUGCGUUUAAACCGAUGGAUAUUGAUCUCCUACCUAGAUUAAGUGUAAACUCGCCUCAAAACUGCACUAUUCCGAAGGAAUUCCAUACACGCCUUUCACGUGGUUUAGCCCCAGAGCAUCUUUGUGUGGGAGAUCGUUUGUUUAUAAUUCCCCAGACCUGUCGACUGCUCUAUGGAGCACCAAUACAACGCCAAAUAUACCGAAACGACCGAUACUUCCAUUACGCUUAUGGAUUAAAUGCAUUCGGUAGGGAUUGUGGCUUUGGGGAAGCAGCUGUUGCAGUACGACUCGUCAGCCACGUGGAUUGGCUAAAAACUGUUCUACUUCCCAACACUCGAGACGGCGAGGCUGCAGUGCAAUUUAUUAACCACGAUUUGAAAGAAAAUGAUUCCUGUGAGUACGAUUAUGACGACACAGAAGAACCGGGAGUUUGUACUCACUAUGAAAGGUGUCCUAAAGUUUGGAAUGACUUCAAAGCUAAACGACGAGUGACCUUCUGUUCGUCUACCAAUGUGAUUUGCUGUCCUCAGGUAUUCAUUCGAAGAACCGGGUCCAGCGUUCAAAAAAACGAACUUGAUACCUGUCAAACUACUUACAAACAAUAUCAUCCAAACCUUUUCAACAUCAGAGAUACGAAUGGAUUCGCACAUAUAGUAACACUCAUAGGCCAGGAUUCGUCCCGUUGUUUGGCAUCACUUAUCUCCAAACGGAUGGCAGUCACAUCUGCGAGUUGUGCAGCAGUAGUAUCGAAUGGUCCAUCACGAGCUAUUUUAAAAAGUAAUGAAUCUAUUCCGAUUGAAAAAACCAUCGUCCAUCAAAAAUAUCGUACAGAUGACAAAGCGAACGACAUUGCCUUAGUCAAACUGAGCCGUGACAUCACCCCAAGUACAACCGUGUUCCCAGCUUGCAUUUGGACGAAUCUUACUCACACUCCGCUGUAUUUACGAUUAGUCAACGUAGGUGAUAUCGCGAACGUCGACCAGCAGGUCGCCCCCAUGUAUAACACUGAUUGCCAACGGGAUUAUGUGAGCAGAAUAUCCAAUGAUCGGAUAUGCAUUGAAGACACAUUUCUGGGAGCCAAUAAUACAUGCUACCGGUCUGGUGACCAGCUCGUCUGGGCAAGUCCCGACAACAUUGAAAUAAACCAAUCUACCUCAGUGACACCACACGUUAUCGGAUUCUACAGUUACGGAGAAUUAUGCGAAGAAGUGUACCCAGCGGUUUUCACUAGGAUUGCGUUAUAUGUUCAAUGGAUUCGAAGCAAUUUAUAAAUCGAAAUGUCUCAAAUAUUAUUAUAUUUCCGCUCAAUGAAAGAGUAUUCACUUAUUCUUGUUGAGUGAAUGUGGACUUCUAUGUGUAUUCUACCAAGUAUAUUUUUCGAAGUACAUGGAUUAUUACAAUA
Malaya genurostris is the source of this 3411-nucleotide messenger RNA. RefSeq lists its product as uncharacterized. The coding region runs from base 545 to 3280 and encodes 911 amino acids. Gene Ontology annotation, biological process: proteolysis. The record is from RefSeq and is a predicted model, not a curated record. Lineage: Eukaryota; Metazoa; Arthropoda; Insecta; Diptera; Culicidae. Gene Ontology annotation, molecular function: serine-type endopeptidase activity. The transcript is spliced from 15 exons.